GCCUAUUGGUCCGCGCGGGUGCUCGUCACCGCUGAGGCCCCGCCCGCGCUCUCCUCAGGGCCCCAGAGGGUCCCGGUCCCGCGUCCCCCCGGUGUCCCCGGAGCCCGCGGUGUCCCCGGUGUCCCCGGAGCCGCCCCCGCAGCCCCGCGGAUGUCGCGGAAGGAGCGUGAGGAGCCGGAGGGCGAGGCUGGGGAGGGCGACGGCCCGUUCCCGUGCGGGGACGAGCCCCCCGACGAGGGGCCCGACAGGCCGGAGCCCCCCCCUCCGUCGCCGCCCCUGGACGGCCCGGCCUCGCGGUUCUUCGCGGCGCUGGAGGCGAGCCUGGGCUCCCUGCAGGAGCGGGCGCAGCGGCUGAUCCGGCGCGUCAACGAGGGGCGCAGGGACGACCAGGGGCUGGUGAGCGGCCUGCGCGAGGGGCUGCUGCUCAAGGUGUCGUCCCUGGCGGAGCAGCUGGAGGAGCGGCUGUUCCAGCUCUACGGGCUGCACACCGAGCGGCUGCAGCGGCGGCUGCAGGAGCUGGCGGAGCUGCUGGAGCGCGUGGCGCAGGCCCAGGCCGAGCUGCGCCGCGUGUGCCGCACCGUGGAGGCCGCGUACCGGGAGCUGUGCCUGCAGCACGAGGCCUGAGCCCCGCGGGACCCCAGACCCGCCCCACGGGGACCCCAGACCCAUAGGAGCCCCCCAGACCCAUAGGAGCCCCCCAGACCCAUAGGAACCCCCCCAGGCCGUGUACCGGGAGCUGUGCCUGCAGCACGAGGCCUGAGCCCCGCGGGAGCCCAGACCCCCCCCAUGGGGAGCCCCCAGACCCAUAGGAACCCCCCAGACCCAUAGGAGCCCCCCAGACCCAUAGGAACCCCCCAGACCCAUAGGAGCCCCCCAGACCCAUAGGAACCCCCCAGACCCAUAGGAGCCCCCCAGACCCAUAGGAGCCCCCCAGACCCAUAGGAGCCCCCCAGGCCGCGUACCGGGAGCUGUGCCUGCAGCACGAGGCCUGAGCCCCAUGGGAACCCAGACCUACCCCAUGGGGAGCCCCCAGACCCAACAGGGACCCCAGACCGCCCAGGGCACCCCCAGACUCAUAGGAACCCACCAGGGCACCCCCAGACCCACCAGGGCACUCCCAGACCCAACACGGGACGCCAAACCCACCAGGGCCCCCUGAACCUGCCAGGGGUCCCCCAAACCCGUGUCGUUCCCCUAAACCCAUGGGGGCUCCCCCAAGUCUGCCAGGGUCUCCCCAGAACCAAUGGGGUCCCCCCCAAAUCUGCCGGGGUCCCCUAAAUCCAUGGGACACCCCCAUGCCUACAGGCCCCCCAACCUGCCAGGGUCCCCCAAACCCACGGGGCCCCCCCAAGCCACGGGGCCCCCAAACCCGCGGUGCCGCGUCCCCCGGGCGUUUGUUUCCGUUGCUGUUGCAGUUCGGGUUGAGAACAAAUAAAAAGAACAAUGUUUAAA
Molecule: messenger RNA, 1452 nt
Organism: Columba livia (rock pigeon)
Lineage: Eukaryota; Metazoa; Chordata; Aves; Columbiformes; Columbidae
Gene: SYCE2
Product: synaptonemal complex central element protein 2
Exons: 3
Coding region: 151-624 (157 amino acids)
Biological process (GO): synaptonemal complex assembly
Cellular component (GO): central element
Source: RefSeq, a predicted model, not a curated record